AUGAAUAGAGUUAAAGUAAAGACAAUUAAUUCAAACUCAUGUAAGGGUUUUGAAGGUUUUUCAAAACAUUAUCCAAGUGGUUUAAAUGGAGUUAUGCAACCACAAGAAUUUGAACAAGUUAUUAAUAGAAUUAAUAUGUUAUCAAAAACUCGUUAUCCAAAAACAAUUUCAAUUCCAUUAAUCAUUAUUUUCCUUGGUAUUAUUUUAUUCAUUAUUGGUAUUGUUAAAUUCGAUUGGUCAGUAAUUUCCUCUGGUUUUACAAUUUUAUUAGUUGGUUUUGUAGUUAUGGUAGUUAUGGUUUGUUUCUUUAGACGUAAGGUAAAGAAUAAUAUGCAACCAGCAUUACAAGAAGCAAAUAAUUAUUUCGCAGAAAGAAGAAUUACAUUUACUUUUAGAGAGAAAACAGGUAAACCAAAAAUAGUUAAACAAGGUGCUAAUGAUAAAGUCGUUAGAAAACAUAAACAAUAUUUAGAAAUUAGAUUCCCUGCACCAGGUAGUUCCGGUGGUAUUUUAGGUUUUGUUCAAAGUAUUUUACCAAUUGGAGGUAACCCACAACCACACUCACCAAGUGGUCCAUCAUUCAAUUAUCAACCAAAUCAAGUUAAUGUUAAUGGCGUUGGUUUCGUACCACCACCAGUUAACGUUGCACCAACAAUGAAUAAUGGUAAUUUAGAGUUUAAUUUAAGUGCACCAUCUGUAGCUCCAAAUUUCAAUAUUUCAAUUGAUGCUGAAACUGCAUUAAAAGUAACUGGUACUGCUGCUAAAGGAAUUUAUGAUGGCUAUAAUACUUUUGUAUAA
Dictyostelium discoideum AX4 is the source of this 798-nucleotide messenger RNA. RefSeq lists its product as hypothetical. The transcript has 2 exons. The record is from RefSeq and is a predicted model, not a curated record. The coding region runs from base 1 to 798 and encodes 265 amino acids. Lineage: Eukaryota; Evosea; Eumycetozoa; Dictyosteliales; Dictyosteliaceae.